GCCCCAGAUAUAUCUACCCCCGUGAACCCAAGUUUUCUGUGACGCUUAUAUCGCCCUUAUCCUGGGAGGAGAUCGAUGCCUACGAAUUCCCACUGUACGAACACAUCACAUGCAUGGACAGUGUGACGCUGCGCAGCGAAGAGACGGCGUCUGGUAUGAAGCCGUUCAUCGCCGUGAGCACCAUGACGGUCAUGGGAGAGGAGACCACCCCCAAGGGCAAG
Sphaeroforma arctica JP610 is the source of this 221-nucleotide messenger RNA. RefSeq lists its product as hypothetical. The annotation marks the transcript as partial. The record is from RefSeq and is a predicted model, not a curated record. Gene Ontology annotation, molecular function: protein binding; nucleic acid binding. The transcript has a single exon. NCBI's taxonomy places the organism in Eukaryota, Ichthyosporea, Ichthyophonida. Gene Ontology annotation, cellular component: nucleus.